CCCGUCCCCCUUCCCAGGGUUCUGCUGUAGAACGGCCGAUGUAUGUGUAGCGCAGGGAAGUUUACUUCGUGGCGACACUUGUGCCCUAAUUGUUCCCAUGAGUUGGUUCGACACGGUGGGUAUAGCCAACCUUGCCAAGUCUGCCCUCAACUCGGCCCAGAAGCGGAUUGACCGGGCACUUGACAUCCAGCCCGAUGAGGCAUCUGGCUUCAGCCUUCCUAAUGACACGGACUCCUUCUUCCUGUCAUUUGGUCUGGCCGAUGACCACUCGAAGCCCAAGCAGCCGACAUCCAAACAGCCAACACCGUCUCGACCCGAGCCUAGGCCCAAAAGUCGGCGAGAUGACACUGAGUCGAAGCUGGUGUCGGGCUGGGAGUCCUUCCUGGAAGCCACCUCAUCAGCUGUGGCCAAGCCAUUCGCAGAUGCUUCAGCUGUCCUGUUGCAGCCAACCAGAUCUGUGUCAGCGGGUGACAUAGCAAUAUCUCCAAGCACAUCGUCCGAGACAGUGGCGGCUGUUUCUAGUGGAGGGAGCGAAAGCCCGCUCAACAUCGACCUGCCAACAUACCCAUCCUUGGAACAGUCUGCAGAGUCCGACGGGUCAACCGAAACGCUUCUGGGGUCGUCGUCGCUUCCCGAAAGCUCAUCGCCACUGAGUCAGAGCAGAGAGUCGUUCUCGGACUGGCAAAGUACCAACAAAGAGCCGAAGGAGGGUGGUGGUGUUAUUGUUCGCGAGCCGGAACAUGUAGCCAGCUCCGGCUACCCUGCCGUAUCGCCUGCUGUCGGUAUCAGCGCUGCACCCACAGAGGGCAACUUGACAUCUACUUCGGAAACGAAUACAUCAGCAGCUGCCAGCGAACCAUCAUCGAAAGAUGAUUUGUCUUUAAGUCCAAAGGGCGAUUCCAAAGUGCCAGAUUUGCCAAAGGUCGAUCUGUCGGAUAGCUUUGUUGGGCAACAGUGUGACUCUCAACAGCAUUCGACUGAAGCCACACAAUUGUGUGAAUCGGUUUCAGGGCUGGAUGGCUUUUCGUCCCAGGACUUGUGGGUGGCCAUUGAUGCUCCUGAAAGCGGUGCUGAGAAAAAGGAAGAGAAGGUUGAAACGCACGGUGCCUGCGGCGAUGUCGCGGUUGCAGCUGCGAUUGUUGAAGCGUCUAGCGAUGUCGCCCACCCUCCCGAAGAAAAAGAGAAGUCGGGAGACCGGGCGGACGGCGACGCUGGUGAUGCGACAGCAGUGAAAGCGGAUGCUUCCGUAGCUGUGAAGGAAGAGUGCGAAACCCAGUCAGUGGCUGGGAGCGCACACUCCGCGGAGACGAGCUCGUCCGCUUCGUUUGUGAGGAUUUCGACGGAAGAGACGGAAGACUCGCGGAAGUCUAGCAGUCCAUCCGGUGACGAAGAAGGGGAAACAGUCUCCUCGUCAGAUAUCGAGAUAAUCUCGUCCGUUAACGGUGGCUCAAGCAUUGACCAGUUCAGUGCGGUGUCACCAGCAAGGCACCUUUGGACCAUACAGUCAGACAGUCACGAUGAGAAACCCUUUGAAGCGGCUGAAGCAGCUGGGACGUCUGAGGACCCGCUGGGGCUUCCUCUAGGUGGUGCUACUACAGAAAGUCUAGAAGAUAUGUCUGAAGUGGAAGGCCUUAGAGCGCGAGUGAACAAGUUGCAAAGUGUCCUGGAUGCCCGAGAGCGCAAAGUGUUUUUGCUCAGCAAGGAGAUGGCUGAAAUGGCAGACAGCAAUGCUGCGCUACAGAGUGCAUUGCAGAAAUCCGAGCAGCAGCGGAUAAAGGACAAUCAGGACACGUCACGACUGACGCAGGAAUUCACCCACCGCCUCGCCCGCCUGGAAACUAAGCUUCUCGACACAUGCAAGGAAAGAGAUUCUCUGAAAGCCAAACUCGAGGCUGUCCAACAGGAAGCUGUGUCCAAGGUGAGCAUCUCCCAGAUGGAUGUUCUGCUCAAGGAGAAGGAUGAACAGAUUGCCGAGCUCAUGUCAGAAGGAGAGAAGUUGUCCAAGCAGCACCUGCAACAAUCGACAAUCAUCAAGAAACUGCGCACCAAAGAAAAGGAGAUGGAGAACCUGAUCAAGACUCACAAGGAACGCCUGGAAGAGCAGAGCAAGGAGCUUGACCGGCUACGGAGAUCUCUGAGUGCAAAAGACGAACAGGAGAAGAAGCAUAUUGACACAAUACGGCACCUUACCUCAUCGACACAAAAGCUGGAACGAGAAGCAACAGCCCUUCAGGAAUCCCUGAACGAAUCAACAAGCAACUUGGAAGAAGCCAUGAGUAAGCUUGACAUUGCAUACAGUCAGAUAGCAGAGUUGGAGCAUGCCAACACUGAGUUUGAGAGGCAAGCAGAGGAGGCAUCUUUGAGUGCCAAAAUGGCUGCUGGUGAAGAGAUUCGCAGGGCCAUGGACCAGGCACGUUCCGAAGCAUUGGCCGAGAAGACGUCACUGCUACAGCGCAUCGAAGAACUGCAGCUUGCACUCGCCAUGGCAGACCAACGUAGCGAGCGAAGGGAAGAACAUCUGCACGCCAGCAUUCGAGAGUUGCAGCAGCAACUCCAAGAGGCUGAAGCACGGAAUCAGGAGAUAACACAAAACCUGUCAUCUGCCACAAGGCCCCUUCUUCGUCAGAUCGAGAAUCUCCAGUCAACAUUCAGCGCGCAAUCUGCUUCCUGGGAAAGGGUCGAGCGAAGUCUCACAGACCGCCUGAAUGAGUGUCGGACGCACGCGACGCUGUUGGCGGAGAGAGAGCGCACCCUGAGUGACAAGUAUGCCGACCUCCAGCUACGAAUGACAACACUCGAGGUACAGAACGCAGCUUUGCAGCGGGAGAAACAGGAACUGGCUUCGGAGUGCGACAAGCUGAGGGAACGGCAGAGCAGUAUGGAGGAGUACGAGCACAGGGAAAGCAACCUCAGGGCAACGAAGGCAAGGCUAGAGCAAUCCCUGAAGACCCUCAGGGCAGAGAAGGACGCCUUGUCAGCGCAGCUGAGUGCCUUGCAAGAGGAACUCUCCAGCGAACACAACAAGAAUGCCUUGCUUCAGGAACAACUCCGAGCUGAGCGAGAGAAGAGUCUUGACCAUUCCAACACUCCAUCACCUACGGCAUCGCACUACAGUUCCGUCAGCGACACCUUCAACUGCAACGCAAUCCCCGACGAUGCAAGUCUGGCGAACAGUGCAUUUAGCGUUGCACCUGCAAGUCGUCAUAAUUCCCUGUACGAGAGUCUCCGUGGCAUCGGCGGCAGUUCACUCAUUGAGUCACUGCAGGCGCAACUCAAAAUGCGUGAGGGUGAAGUUGGUCAGUUACAGGCUCAAAUUGGCCAGCUGGAACGAUGCAGGGAAUCCUUGUCACGGGAACUAACCUUGCUGUCAGCCAAGCAAGAGCUUUGGGACCAGGAGCACGAGGAGCUGCUUGAGCUCAGGGUUCGCUUCGAGGAUGUGAAUCAAAAAUAUAAUACGCUGCUCCAGAUGUAUGGAGAAAAGGUUGAAGAAACUGAGGAGCUGCGGCUCGAUCUCGAAGAUGUCAAGUCCAUGUACAAGGCUCAGAUAAACGAGCUCAUCAAUGCCAAACAGUGAGUUAUCUCUGUUGUCGCGGCUUGCCACCUGAGGGCCGCAGCAGACACUCACCAUCGCAGGCGAGGGCAGUCAGUGUCUUGAUGCAUUCAGUCGUCCACUCGGGAGUAUUAAAGACAGGAGAGGCUAUGUGCAAAACGUGUAUAUAAACAAGAUGUGGAUACCAGCGUUGUGUUUGUAUAGGGCCGUGAAAGUACUGUUGGGUAUCAAAGAAACUUGGCGAGUCUUUUUUUUUUUUUUUUGCUGAAAAAUAAAAGACGUUUUAACUCCGGUUAU
Messenger RNA from Rhipicephalus microplus (southern cattle tick), 3847 nucleotides. It is a transcript of the gene Tmf, whose product is annotated as TATA element modulatory factor. Gene Ontology annotation, cellular component: endoplasmic reticulum; Golgi apparatus. The record is from RefSeq and is a predicted model, not a curated record. NCBI's taxonomy places the organism in Eukaryota, Metazoa, Arthropoda, Arachnida, Ixodida, Ixodidae.